Fusarium falciforme is the source of this 723-nucleotide messenger RNA. Its product is annotated as DJ-1 protein-PfpI domain-containing protein. The record is from RefSeq and is a predicted model, not a curated record. NCBI's taxonomy places the organism in Eukaryota, Fungi, Ascomycota, Sordariomycetes, Hypocreales, Nectriaceae. The coding region runs from base 1 to 723 and encodes 240 amino acids. The transcript has a single exon.
AUGGCUCCUAUCCAAUUUGGCAUCCUCAGCUUUGCCUACCAAGUAGUCGACACAGCCGGGCCUGCCGAUCUUCUCUGCUCCGCCAGCAAAGGCGCCCUCCAAACCAUUCGGGAAUACGUCCCCAUCGACAACGAUGUCAUUUCCCGAGCACCAGAAUUCGUCUUUCACCAUAUCAGCCCAACUCUAGAUCCCGUUGAUCUGGGUACUCUUCGGAUGAAGAUUGUCCCCACAACGACUGUGGAUGAGUGUCCCGAGCUGGAUAUUUUGCUCGUUGCAGGGCCACACCUGGGUAGCUUUAAUCUAAGCCCUAAGCACGCUGAUCUGAUCCGGAAACACGUUGCGGCUGGAAAGCUUCUCUUUACAACUUGUACCGGUGCGAGCGUCGUCGCAUCCACAGGCGUUCUAGACGGGAGGAAGGCCACGGUUAACAACAUCGAGUACGAGUAUUCGAGGAAACUCUGGCCAAAAGUCAACUGGACACGGGAGAAGAAGUGGAUCAUCGACGGCAAUAUCUGGACUGGAUCUGGGGCAGUUGCUGCAAUGGACAUGGUGGCCCAUUGGCUGAAGGAAAACCAUGGGCUGGAUGUGCUUAUCCAGGCUGCUGCCACUUUGGACUAUGAGCCCCGAGAUGACGAUGGUUUGUUCACCGUGUUUCCACAGAGAUUUGAUUCCAAGGGACACAAGAUUUCUACUCAUGUCUUUAGAUAUCAUGAAGAGUACUAG